Nestor notabilis (Kea) is the source of this 267-nucleotide messenger RNA. It is a transcript of the gene PAM16, whose product is annotated as presequence translocase-associated motor 16 homolog (S. cerevisiae). The annotation marks the transcript as partial. The transcript has 3 exons. Gene Ontology annotation, biological process: protein import into mitochondrial matrix. The record is from RefSeq and is a predicted model, not a curated record. Lineage: Eukaryota; Metazoa; Chordata; Aves; Psittaciformes; Psittacidae. Gene Ontology annotation, cellular component: TIM23 mitochondrial import inner membrane translocase complex.
GGGCGCUCGGAGAGGCCCCAGUCCGCUGCUGCCUCCAGGAUCAUUGGCAUCAGCCUCCAGGAAGCUCAGCAGAUCCUGAACGUCUCAAACCUCAACCCAGAGGAGAUCCAGAAGAACUACGACCACUUGUUCAAGGUGAACGACAAGUCAGUGGGAGGCUCCUUCUACCUGCAGUCCAAGGUGGUGAGAGCGAAGGAGCGGCUGGAUGAGGAGCUCCGCAUCCAGGCUAAGGAUGAGAAAGAGAAAAGCCGGAAAGCUGAGACGUGA